Molecule: messenger RNA, 960 nt
Organism: Leopardus geoffroyi (Geoffroy's cat)
Lineage: Eukaryota; Metazoa; Chordata; Mammalia; Carnivora; Felidae
Gene: MRPL12
Product: mitochondrial ribosomal protein L12
Exons: 5
Coding region: 86-682 (198 amino acids)
Biological process (GO): mitochondrial transcription; translation
Cellular component (GO): ribosome; mitochondrial large ribosomal subunit
Molecular function (GO): structural constituent of ribosome
Source: RefSeq, a predicted model, not a curated record
CACGCAGCUCGUAUGCUCGGCGGCCCGGGCAGCUAGAGCGUCCUCCUCCUGGGGAGCCGCGUGUGACCUUCCCGCCCGCGGACCGAUGCUGCCGGCGGCCGCUCGCCCCUUUUGGGGGCCGUGUCUCAGACGUCAGGGCGCUGCGCUCCGUCUCGCCAGGCAACAGGUGCCCCGUGUCUGCGCUGUGCGGCUGAUGAGAUGCAGCAGCCCUCGAAUGGGGGAGGCCCUCGCCGGCGCACCCCUGGAUAACGCCCCCAAGGAGUAUCCCCCCAAGAUCCAGCAGCUGGUCCAGGACAUCGCCAGCCUCACGCUCUUGGAGAUCUCAGAUCUCAACGAGCUUCUCAAGAAAACCCUGAAGAUCCAGGAUGUUGGACUCAUGCCAAUGGGUGGCACAGUGCCUGGUGCUGCCCCUGCUGCAGCAGCCCCAGAGGAGGCAGAAGAAGACAUCCCCAGACCGAAAGAGCAGACACAUUUCACCGUCCGCCUGACCGAGGCAAAGCCUGUGGACAAAGUGAGGCUGAUCAAAGAAAUCAAGAACUACAUCCAGGGCAUAAACCUCGUCCAGGCAAAGAAGCUGGUGGAGUCCCUGCCCCAGGAGAUCAAAGCCAAUGUCUCCAAGGCCGAGGCGGAGAAGAUCAAGGCAGCCCUGGAGGCGGUGGGCGGCACCGUGGUUCUAGAAUAGGCCAGCUCUGAGGACUGGUGGACUGGGGUCCCUGGGACCUGACCUGGGGGAGGCCCCCUCCUGCUCCAGCCCUGGCAUCCGGGACCCGUGGUGGGAGCGGCUUCAGGGCAGAGCUCUGGCACUGGCUCUGCCAUCUCUGCUCCGGGACAGACAAGGGACCUGCGGAGACAGGGGGGCAGCUCCUGUGUGAGCACAGGGGAGAGGAACUCUGGAACGUACCAGAGGCAACACGCGCCCCCUGGUGGCCACUGAGAAAAAUACAUUGUUCGGGCGCCGUG